Molecule: messenger RNA, 1299 nt
Organism: Lathyrus sativus (Indian pea)
Lineage: Eukaryota; Viridiplantae; Streptophyta; Magnoliopsida; Fabales; Fabaceae
Source: the annotation of a GenBank genome assembly
AUGAAAGAGGAAUCUACAGGGUUAAUUAUUGGGAUUUCCAUAGGUGUUGUAAUUGGAGUUGUUUUGGCUAUUUCUGCAUUGAUCUGUUUUAGAUAUCAUAGGAAGCGAUCACAGAUAGGGAAUAGUAGUUCUCGGAGGGCCGCUACGAUACCGAUUCGCGCUAAUGGUGCUGAUUCUUGUACUAUUUUAUCAGAUUCAACCUUAGCUCCUGAAUCUCCUGUAAGGUCUGGUAGAAAUGGCAUGAACUUUUGGAUUGAUGGUUUCAAGAAGAGUAACAUGAUUUCUGCAUCCGGAGUACUCGAAUAUUCGUACAAGGACUUGCAAAAGGCGACGUAUAAUUUCACAACACUGAUAGGACAAGGUGCAUUUGGUCUUGUGUAUAAAGCUCAAAUGUCUACCGGUGAGACCGUUGCGGUGAAAGUUCUUGCAACCAAUUCUAAACAAGGGGAGAAAGAAUUUCAGACUGAGGUUAUGUUGUUGGGAAGGUUACACCACAGAAACUUGGUGAAUUUGGUUGGAUAUUGUGCAGAAAAGGGUCAACAUAUGCUUGUUUAUGUCUACAUGAGUAAAGGCAACUUGGCUUCCCACUUGUACAGUGAAGAGAAUGGGAAUCUAGGAUGGGAUUUGAGGGUUCAUAUAGCUUUAGAUGUAGCAAGAGGCUUGGAGUAUCUUCAUGACGGGGCCGUUCCUCCUGUCAUUCAUCGCGACAUCAAAUCUAACAAUAUUCUAUUGGAUCAGUCCAUGCGAGCCCGGGUUGCUGAUUUUGGACUUUCAAGAGAAGAGAUGGUGGAUAAACAUGCAGCUGUUCGCGGUACUUUUGGCUAUCUUGAUCCGGAGUAUAUAUCUUCAGGGACAUUCACAAAGAAAAGUGAUGUAUACAGUUUCGGAGUGUUGCUUUUUGAACUCAUAGCCGGCCGAAAUCCUCAGCAGGGUCUUAUGGAAUAUGUUGAACUCGCGGCGAUGAACACUGAAGGGAAAGUCGGUUGGGAGGAGAUAGUUGAUUCAAAGCUCGAAGGAAAAUGUGAUUUCCAAGAGUUAAAUGAAGUGGCAGCACUUGCAUACAAAUGCAUUAACCGCGCCCCUAGGAAGCGUCCUUCGAUGAGGGACAUAGUUCAAGUAUUGACUCGGAUUCUUAAAGCAAGGCACCAGAGGAAUCAUCACCACAAGAAUUCGCUUUCGGAGACGGCAGAUGAAGUUGCAAUGGAUGUUGAUGAGGCGGAAAAUAAGGAUUCUGUUACUACUGACCACCACAGAAGAGAUGAAUCUAUAGAUAGUACAACUGACAUGUAUGAUUUGUGA